AUCAUUAUAUACAUCACCCAUGCAACUCACGGGCCACAAACACAAUCCUCAGUCACAGCAAUGGGGCAGCACCACUUCCUCAUUAUAUCACUUCCACUGCAAGGCCACAUCAACCCAGCCCUCCAAUUCGCCAAGCGCCUGAUCAGAACCGGCGCCCACGUCACCUUCGCUGUCUCCGUCUCCGCCCAUCGCCGAAUGCCCAAAGAUCCGACCCUCCCCGGUUUAACCCUAGUCCUCUUCUCCGAUGGCUAUGAUGAUGGGAUAAAGUACUCCGAUGAUCAUGUCCAGCACUCUAUGUCCGAGAUAAAACGUUGUGGACCAGAAACCCUCAGGCGGAUCACUGCAAUGAGCGCUGACCAAGGCCGACCAGUUACUUGCUUACUGCACACCAUCCUCCUAACUUGGGCGGCAGAACUGGCUCGUAGCCUUCAGGUUCCGUCGGCGCUUCUUUGGAUUCAGAGCGCCACUGUUUUCACCAUUUUCUAUCAUUACUUCAAUGGUUAUGGUGAUGUGGUUGGAGACUGCAGCAAUGAGGGUUCAAGUCCAAUUGAGUUACCGGGGCUUCCAAUAUUGCUGUCUAGCUGUGAUAUUCCAUCUUUUUUACUCUCUUCAAACAUAUAUGCUUCGGUGCUCUCAACAUUUCAAGAGGAAAUGGAGGCACUAAGGAAAGAGACGAACCCCAAAAUGCUUGUGAACACGUUCGACGCACUGGAGGCCGAGGCUCUACGAGCUGUGGAUAAGGUUGAAGUGAUGGGAAUUGGACCUUUGGUUCCAUAUGCUUUCUUGGAUGCUAAAGAUCCAUCUGAUACUUCCUUUGGAGGAGAUAUUUUACAAGAUCCGAGUGACUGCAUCGAUUGGUUGAACUCCAAGCCCAAGUCAUCAGUCGUUUAUGUGUCGUUUGGGACACUUUGCGUUCUGUCAAAGCAACAAAUGGAGAAGAUUGCACGUGCUUUGCUACACAGCGGCAGGCCUUUCUUGUGGGUCAUAAGAUCAGCACCCGGAAACGGAGAAGUGGAAGAAGAGAAGCUGAGUUGCAGAGAAGAGUUGGAAGAAAAAGGGAUGAUAGUGGCUUGGUGUCCUCAGUUGGAUGUUUUGUCACAUCCAUCAUUGGGAUGUUUCAUUACACAUUGUGGGUGGAACUCAACGUUAGAGUGCCUAGCUUCUGGGGUUCCAGUUGUAGCAUUUCCACAAUGGACAGAUCAAGGGACCAACGCCAAGCUAAUUGAAGAUUUGUGGAAGACAGGCGUUCGGGUGACAGCGAAUGAGGAGGGAAUAGUUGAAAGCGAGGAGAUCAAGAGGUGCUUGGAAGUCGUCAUGGGCCGUGGAGAAAGAGGGGAAGAAUUGAGAAGGAAUGCUGGGAAAUGGAAGGAUUUGGCAAGGGAAGCUGUGAAAGAUGGUGGAUCUUCGGACUACAAUCUGAAGGUUUUUUUGGAUGAAUUGGGACAAGGCAGUAUUCUUUAGAGAAAGUUAACUUGUGUUGAUAUGAAGUUGUAUUACUGAUUGAACUCGUUCUUAGAGUGCUUGCUUUUAUUUGAAUUAGCAUGGAGCGAUCACAUUGAAAUAAAAGACAUUCGUACUAUGAACCAUUUCCUUGGUGUAAGUGUAACCACAUCUGGAGAAAAGAGAAAUUUCAAGUCUCUAUUCUCCAGCCUAUGAAAUAAAAGAGCUCCCUCUGA
This is a messenger RNA of Vitis vinifera (wine grape), 1676 nucleotides long. RefSeq names its product phloretin 4'-O-glucosyltransferase. The transcript has a single exon. The coding region runs from base 61 to 1461 and encodes 466 amino acids. The record is from RefSeq and is a predicted model, not a curated record. Gene Ontology annotation, molecular function: UDP-glycosyltransferase activity. NCBI's taxonomy places the organism in Eukaryota, Viridiplantae, Streptophyta, Magnoliopsida, Vitales, Vitaceae.